UACAUGAUGCAAGUUUUACUAAUAAUUAAGUUGGAUUUCUACUCCUGCAUUGCAUGCUCGAGGAUUGACUUUCAUCUCAUCCUAAUGUAGUACUCAAUUGAUUCAGCUGAUGACGAACAGAUGCUAUUUUAAGCAAUGUUAGAAUUAUUGAGUAUGCCUCAUUAUCCAAUAUCACCUUUCAAACACAAUGAUGAGAUACAAUCUGAAUUAAAAAAUGAUAUGCUCAGAUUAAUUAGCCCUGUGGAUGAUUCAGAUGUUGAUGGAGUUCAGGUCAGAUUAAAAGUCUUGGCUUCAUGGCUCUGCAGUACUCCAAAAACGACCACAUUCAGGGUUAAUACAUUAUUAACAGAUAGCAAGACUGUCUUGCAGCAGAUCAAAAAGGAGCAGCAGUCCAGGCGUCCAUUUGAAAUUAAGGUAGUUCCUAAAUUUCCUGAAUUAAUCUCUGUUAGUUGCUGGGAUUCUUCCAUAGACCUUCAUUUACAAAAUCGGCACAAAGAAAUCAUUGUAGACUCAGUAUGUGGGACUGCAGUAUUAAGGGGUGCUCAUGUAUUUGCACCAGGUAUCAUGGGGAUUCACCAAGGUUUAAAGGUUGGAGACAGUGUAAGCGUCUAUGCAGAUUUGACUGGGGAUUGCAAAAAGGGUUACCUUAAACUUUAUGAGAACCCUUAUAAAGUUUUCCUCGGUAAUGGAAUUCUUAAAGUAACGAGAGAGGAUUUGUUUGGGGCUAAAGUAAAAAAUGUCAGUGGGAUCGGAGUUUUUAUGACGGACAUUAUUUCAAAUGUGCCAAAUCUGAGCGAUUCUGUAUUUCCAAAGGGUUCUGUACUACUCCAGAAUCUGCCAUCUAUGGUUUGCGCUCAUGUUUUAAAUCCACUACCUGAUCAAACCGUUCUAGACAUGUGUGCCGCUCCUGGAAACAAAACAACUCAUAUUGCUGCACUCAUGAAAGGCUCGGGAAGCAUUGUUGCCUUAGAAAAAAUAAGAUCCAAAGUAGAGCGAAUGAAAAUUCAAUGUGCAGCAUUUUCUGCUCUGAAUAUCCAGAUUUUCUGUUUUGAUUCGACAAAAGCACUGGGCAAGACAAAUGAAAAAUUAUUAUCUACUGGACCACCAUAUACCCAGGAAUCUUUUGAUCGUAUUUUACUGGAUGUUCCCUGCAGUGCUCUGGGGCAGAGACCACAGCUUAUUAACCCAAUCACCGUGGCUCAACUUAACUCUUACGUACCUUUGCAAAGAAAGCUAUUCUCUGUGGCUGUCGAUCUACUAAAGCCAGGUGGAGUUUUAGUGUACAGUACUUGUACGGUAACAGUUGGCGAGAAUGAGGGUAUUGUAUCUUGGGCAUUGAAGUCAUUUCCAUGUUUAGAAUUGGAACCAGUGAGAAAAACGUUGUACUCACUUGGUCUUCCAAACAUUGGUACUUCUGGAUAUAAAGUAGUUGGUUUAAACGCCGAGCAACUGAAAUACGUAUGCAGAUUUGGCCCUGAAAGUGAUACAGUAGGCUUUUUCAUAGCACGUUUUAUUAAAACAAAUAGAGAAAAAUAAAAAUGAUUACCAGAUGAAUCAUC
Athalia rosae (coleseed sawfly) is the source of this 1559-nucleotide messenger RNA. Its product is annotated as tRNA (cytosine(72)-C(5))-methyltransferase NSUN6. Gene Ontology annotation, molecular function: methyltransferase activity; RNA binding. NCBI's taxonomy places the organism in Eukaryota, Metazoa, Arthropoda, Insecta, Hymenoptera, Athaliidae. Gene Ontology annotation, biological process: RNA methylation. The record is from RefSeq and is a predicted model, not a curated record. The transcript is spliced from 8 exons. The coding region runs from base 136 to 1536 and encodes 466 amino acids.